This is a messenger RNA of Plasmopara halstedii, 766 nucleotides long. RefSeq lists its product as uncharacterized. The transcript has a single exon. The coding region runs from base 278 to 523 and encodes 81 amino acids. The record is from RefSeq and is a predicted model, not a curated record. NCBI's taxonomy places the organism in Eukaryota, Oomycota, Peronosporomycetes, Peronosporales, Peronosporaceae.
UUCAGGUCUGCAGACAGCCUAAAGUAUUAUAUUCCUUUGCAAACUGCUAGUAGCGUUUCAGCUAUGUUGUACCCAUAGCGCUUUAAACUGAAGCGAGUCUUAGGUAAACUGUGACUCCGCCAUAAACCUCAUUCUCCAAUCUUUAGUUGUGAAUACAUCACCGUCGCCGUAUUUGCGAAUUGGUCCAUGAGUGUCAAAACACCUACCACGGUUGCAGCAUUAGUCGGUAUUCUUGCCGCUAGAUACGUCUUAGGUUUCGUCCAAGUUUCCGUUCAGAAUGAUGCCAUCUACUCGCUCUCAAAGUCUUCCGGCUUGCCAUGCGCCGGCAGCGGAGCAGAGCCAAAAGGCAACGCCUGUCCUAAAGCUGGUGAUUUUGCCACUACCGGCUGCCACCCGCACCUACCGUCGUACAAUGGAGCUAUGUGCGUUGCUCCAGCCGAUGCUGAGUGCAUUCGCUUUUACAACAACGUUUAAGGAUGUGCUUUUCCAAGCACAACUGAAGAUAUUGGUGAGCACCAAUUGAGCGCUUACACUACCGGCGAUGUCGCAUAUAGAAAGCACGCCUCUACAAAAGAUACAACUCGUGGACAUAAGAAGAACGCUUUGAGACCUUUUGAGAUAGGGUUCAGUAAGAACCAGAAGACCAACUUCUAUCGGACAUCCGGAUUUCUUGAUUUUAAAGCAGCUGAACCUUACCAGGACCUUAGAUCAAUCACAGAUCUGGUCAAGAAUCAAAUAUCUCACGGCUUAAAACAGCACACUACUU